UUUAAUUAUUAGUCUCGCAGCAACAGUUGUCAAGACAUCACAAAAGUUGUCAAGACAACAACGCAACAACAGUUGGCAAGACAACGAUACGUUGUUGGAUGAACCAGUUCAGAACAACUGCAGAAAUGACGCGAGAUCGAGACCCCUUUCCUUUCCCCAAAUAUGAGAAUGAUGACACUUUAACCAGAAGUAAAACAUGCCAGAAACAGGUCUUUACAAAACCCACCCACAUUGCGCAGACUGAGGAUCCGUGGAGACGCUUAAACGACAAUUUGACCUUUUCCAGCAUGAGGAGAAGUGUUCUGUACCAUAAAGAGACUCCAAAAGACAGCCUGGACUUCCAUCUUAGCGCUGUUUACGAUAAUCAUCUGAAUUUUCUUCUGAAUAAGAAUGAAAUCCUGUUCCAGGAAGAGACUUUAACGGGGGACCGAAGAGACAACAAGGACGAUGCUCCAAAAGAUGAUGAUCAUAUGAAAAUAAGAAUGUGGGUGAAUCCUCAAAAAGUUUCCAUUUACAGCAUUAAGGGAGCGAUCGAGUCUCACCACAACGCUUCUACAAACCGAGGUUACUCCAGGAAGGUGGAUGGCGGGUUUUAUUCAAUGUAACGCUGACGCUUUGAAAAGUUACGAAAAUCCCCACUCGAAAGACAAAAAAAGACAGCAUUUUCAGUUGUUUUAAAUAUAUUUUUUUUAUUUCGCCCUGAAAGUAAGACACGCACGCAGUACAAUCUAGGAAAGCUAGCUAAGGAAUUAAAAACAAACGAGUUUAGCCACAGCUAGCUCAGAACACAGGUGAUAGUAGGAGUUAUGGUGAAGAUCAGAAUCGCCUCUAUACUCACAGACCAGACAGGAAAAACUGGAGGAAAACCUCCAAAAAUCCCACCGGCAUUAGUAUAUCUGAUCGAAUCAUCAUUUCUAACCACA
This is a messenger RNA of Clarias gariepinus (North African catfish), 923 nucleotides long. It is a transcript of the gene cfap276, whose product is annotated as cilia and flagella associated protein 276. The transcript is spliced from 5 exons. Bases 99 to 605 code for a protein of 168 amino acids. NCBI's taxonomy places the organism in Eukaryota, Metazoa, Chordata, Actinopteri, Siluriformes, Clariidae. The record is from RefSeq and is a predicted model, not a curated record.